Molecule: messenger RNA, 699 nt
Organism: Clupea harengus (Atlantic herring)
Lineage: Eukaryota; Metazoa; Chordata; Actinopteri; Clupeiformes; Clupeidae
Product: histidine triad nucleotide-binding protein 3-like
Exons: 3
Coding region: 397-699 (100 amino acids)
Molecular function (GO): catalytic activity
Source: RefSeq, a predicted model, not a curated record
AAAGGCACAGCCCUAACGUGUCUGACAUGCGAUAGCUCUGCUCGACUGUUCUCGGCUGGUCAUGAAGACUAUUGGUUUGGGAAGCUUCAGUUGUACGGCGGUGAGUUGGUUUGUGAAGCUUCAGUUGUACGGCGGUGGUGAAGCUUCAGUUGUACGGCGGUGAGUUGGUUUGUGAAGCUUCAGUUGUACGGCGGUGGUGAGGACGAAAGUCCCCCACUGUAAAUUACACCCACUUCCCCUUACGAGCGCCACUGAGCAGCCGCAUGGGAAACAUCAUUUAAAACCUUACUUGGCAGGCGGGGCGGUGAUUCGCGGAAAUUUCAACACGCGUGUGGCUGGUAACCUGCCCUAUAAAGCCUAAACGAUGUCCGUCCGUUAUUCUUCAGACAUUUGAAUAUGGAGCCCGACCAGUGUAGCACCGUUAACUACUCCGACAACAACUGUGUCUUCUGCAGGAUCGUCAAGGGAACAGACGCGGAAGGAGCGGACACGGAGAUCCUAUGCCAGGAUGAGGAGUGUGUGUGCUUCAGAGACAUUGACCCCGCGGCCCCCCAUCAUUACCUGGUCGUCCCACGAAGACACAUAGAGGACGUCACGCAGCUGAGCUCAGAGCAUGCUCCCCUGGUCGUGAGGAUGGCCAACAUGGGAUUGACAGCACUGCAGGCCAAUCACUUCAAUGAUCUGAAUGACAGCAGGUGA